Molecule: messenger RNA, 2590 nt
Organism: Tripterygium wilfordii
Lineage: Eukaryota; Viridiplantae; Streptophyta; Magnoliopsida; Celastrales; Celastraceae
Exons: 4
Coding region: 722-2329 (535 amino acids)
Source: RefSeq, a predicted model, not a curated record
UCGCGGUUCUUGCGUUCGACUCUCUCCUUCACUAGAUAAACCAAGAUAUAAUCCCUCGACAAAAAUCGGUUAAGAGUCGUUUUAUUGUUCUAAUUUUCCUUCCCUCUCUCUGAUUUUCUCGCCCUUCUCCCCUUUCUCCCAAUCCAAACAGCCUCCAGUUUUUUUUUUCUCUUCUGCGCUAGAUGAAGAUGGCCAUUGAAGAUUCGUUUUCGCAUGCUCUUCUCUCCAUGGCUUGCAAGGAUUUCGCUGAGGAUGCACGCUCUCGACGGUCUCCUGGGAAACAUAUACCGAGUACGUUACGAAUAUGUAAAUUCCGAGUCUGUUAAGCGCUCAGGUUGUGUUUUUUUCCCCUUCUGUCUUGAUCUUACUGUGUUUGGACAUCAACUUUGAAGGAUCUAGCUAGGGUUUGGUGGAGUUUUGAGGGUCAAUUUCACUUGUGUAUCACGAUUUGUCGAAGUUUGUGGCGGACGGGUUCGUUGAUUUUUUAUUUCAGGUUUCGGUGAAGUUUGAGUUUGAUAUACUUAGGGUUUCCUGUUCAUAUGGGACGCUCUGGGUGUUGGAUCCAGUAAGAAUUCAAUAUUCCGUUGCAUUUUCGAGCAGUUAUCGUGAAAUUUGGAAUCCUAGGGCUUCCUUUGAAUCUUUAAAACAAGAUUUCUAGGAGGUUUUUGAAGUUUGGGGAAAUUGACUGGAUUUAAGGGUUUUUUUUUUGCGGGAAAUUCAAAUGGCAGGGAGGAUGGACUUGGGGUUUUCGAAGACGAGCUCUUCUAGUUUAAGGGAACAAAUGGCUAGGACUACUCUUCACAACGUAAGAUCACAAGGACACACCUAUGUGGAACUUCGUGAGGAUGGGAGGCGGUUCAUAUUCUUCUGUACAUUGUGUCUUGCUCCAUGCUAUAGUGAUUCUGUGUUGUUUGAACACUUGAAGGGUAGUCUACAUACUGAGAGGUUAGCUACGGCUAAGGUUACUCUCUUAAAACCUAACCCGUGGCCUUUUAAUGAUGGUGUUCACUUCUUUCGCAAUUCAACAGAGAUUGAGAAACCCUUGGCAAUAUCAAAUGGUAAAAGAAACAUGUCUGUAGAGAUUCAAAAUGAUGGUAACAGUCUUUCUAUUGUCAAAUAUGGCGAGAAUGUGAAAGGUGAAGGCAACAAACAUGGUGGGUUGGAUGGGGUGUGUGAUGAGGAUUUGGAUUCUACUAGGACAGAUGAUGAUAUUGCUUUUAGCCCCUCUGUGGAGGAUUUGAACGGUAAUGGAGGAAAUGAUGGUCUUUUGAUUCCAGAUGUACUGAUUAAAGACAAAAUUUCGAAUUUAAAAGUGAGCUGCAUUGGUUUUGGACAAAUUGCUGCAAGGUUCUGUGAGAAGGAUGAUGGUUCACACAGCAUUAGCAGAAUAUGGUGUGAAUGGUUGGGAGGAAAGGGGGGUAGAGAUGAGAGUGCUAUCAGGGUCCCAGAGCAUGAUUUUGCUGUUGUUACUUUCUCUUAUAACUAUGAAUUAGGUAGAAAGGAUCUGCUCGAGGAUGUGAAGCUUUUACUCACAUCUAACCCCAUGGCAGAAUCUGAGAAUGGUGGGGGAUUUAGUAGGAAAAGAAAGAAAUCUUUUUCUGAUCCUGAGGAUGUUAGUGAAUCGUUGAGUAAUCAGUGUGAUUCAUCCGGGGAGGAAUCUUCUGCUUCCACUGGUGCCUCAAUGUUGCUGUUGGACCGAUUUGAUGAUCAACUUCUUCACACAAGAUCCAUAUCCAACAAGCAUGUGAGGCGAGAGGUGAGGCGGCAACAGCGGAUAGCAGCUGAAAGAAUGUGUGAUAUCUGUCAGCAUAAGAUGCUUCCUGAGAAAGAUGUAGCUGCCCUGUUGAACAUGAAGACAGGGAAACUUGCUUGCAGUAGUAGAAAUGUGAAUGGGGCAUUUCAUGUAUUUCACACAUCCUGCCUUAUAAAUUGGAUACUUCUUUGUGAGAAUGAAAUAUUUACAAAUCAGUUGGUUGCUGCGAAAGUGGGACAAAAAUCUAAAAGAAAGAAUGGUAUUAAGAACAAGGAAAUGGCUAUGGAUGGAGAGAGUAUGGCUACGAAAACCCAAAUCAACUCUCUGUUCUGCCCAGAGUGUCAGGGCAGUGGUAUAAUCGUUGAAGGAGAUGAACUGGAGGAACCGUCUAUCCGUCUCUCUGAGAUGUUCAAAUAUAAGAUCAGAAUCAGUGAUGCACAAAGGGCAUGGAUGAAAAGUCCAGAACUACUGCAGAAUUGCUCUACGGGUUUUCGUUUUCCAUCCCCGUCUGAAAAGGCUGUUCAGGAAAAGGUGGUGCCACUAAAGGUGAUACACUUCUACAGAGCUGGUGUGUAGAGUUGGGGGCAAAUUUAUCUUCGAGGCACCCUGAAAUGGAACUCAGAUUAGGCGAUAAUAUGUAGCAUAUAAACACUAACAAAUGUGUGUAAGCUGUUUGUAGAAAGAUGGAUGCAUUACCGCUGUGGAUGGCUGAUAUGAAAGAACGUGUAGGCUUAUUGACAAAUGGAGUGGAAUAUUUCACUGUACAUUACUUGCAUAUCAUUGUGAAUGAAUGGGUUGUUGAUAAUGGUUUGACUCGAUGAAUUCUUUUGCACGUUA